Molecule: messenger RNA, 1356 nt
Organism: Octopus sinensis (East Asian common octopus)
Lineage: Eukaryota; Metazoa; Mollusca; Cephalopoda; Octopoda; Octopodidae
Product: quinone oxidoreductase PIG3
Exons: 8
Coding region: 81-1274 (397 amino acids)
Molecular function (GO): quinone reductase (NADPH) activity; NADPH binding; quinone binding
Source: RefSeq, a predicted model, not a curated record
CGAACUUAUUUGUCCUAGUCAGAUAGGCAAUAAAUUAGACGACCUGAGAUGCAGGCAUUCCAGCUUUUGUUAUCUUUUAGAUGGUAUUGUUGUUACGUUACUCCUGCAAGCUGAUCUCUCGGGUCUCUUUCUUCGUGUGCAUUCUUUGCACUGCUUUCAGACUGAACGCUGUCAUUUCUCACGCCGAAAGCAAUAACAAGACAGAGAUGUUAGCUGCAUACUUUGACAGUCCAGGUGAACCUGAUGUACUCUAUGUGAAUCAAGUACCAAUUCCUGAAUUAGAGGACAAUGAAGUUCUCGUAAAGGUGCAGGCCAGUGCUAUUAACAGAGCAGAUACCUUGCAGCGCCGAGGCUUAUAUCCAAUCCCUCCUGGGGCAAGUCCUAUCUUGGGACUCGAAGUUUCUGGAACCAUUGAGAAAGUCGGCGCUUCAGUGGGUUCUGCAUGGAAAGUUGGUGACAAAGUCAUGUGUCUUUGUAAUGGUGGAGGAAAUGCUGAGUUUGUUGCAGUGCACUUUAAACAUGUGAUGCCAAUGCCUGCAAAUACGAACUUCUUAGAAGCAGCUGCCAUUCCAGAGGUUUGGCUCACUGCCUUUCAACUAUUACAUUUUGUCGGUAAACUCCAGCCUGAAGACUAUGUGCUGAUUCAUGCAGGAGCAAGCGGUGUUGGUACAGCAGCAAUCCAGUUGGUGACGUUAGCUAAAGGCAAAGCAAUUGUGACAGCAGGCUCAGAAGACAAGAUCAAAUUGGCGCUUGAGUUAGGGGCCUCAGCUGGCUUUAAUUACAAAGAGACUGAUUUCUCAGAAGAAGUGAUGAAAUUCACUGAAGGUCGUGGAGUCAACUUGAUUCUUGAUUGUGUUGGAGGUGUUUACUGGGAGAUGAAUGUUAAUUGCCUUGCUAUGGAUGGACGCUGGGUUUUAUAUGGACUUCUUGGUGGACGGUCUGUGAAUGGAAAUUUAUUCUUGGAACUGUUAAAGAAGAGAAUCAGUUUGAUGGCCACAACUUUAAGGACACGUACCGAUGAGUAUAAAGGUCAACUCGUCGAAGCGUUCUCACAGCAAGCUUUGUCACACUUUGAAAGAGGUUAUCUGAAACCUGUAAUGGACAGUGUUUUCCCUCUAGACCAGAUCAGUGCCGCACAUGAGAAAAUGGAAGCGAACAAGAACAUGGGCAAGAUAAUGAUACGAGUUGCCAAAGACAACACUGAUGCCAUCGGUGUUGUCGACAGCAUCAACAACAUCAACAAAGAAGAGACACAGAUCAAAGCUGAAUUGUAGCAUUGAUAUGAGCUGAAGGAUAUAAAUUUUCUUAACUACGCUGCCCACCUCUAUAGAGUUAGAUUUUACUAAUUUUGAUUAA